Molecule: messenger RNA, 5038 nt
Organism: Odontomachus brunneus
Lineage: Eukaryota; Metazoa; Arthropoda; Insecta; Hymenoptera; Formicidae
Gene: Cdk12
Product: cyclin-dependent kinase 12-like
Exons: 9
Coding region: 173-3934 (1253 amino acids)
Biological process (GO): positive regulation of transcription elongation by RNA polymerase II; protein phosphorylation; transcription elongation by RNA polymerase II
Cellular component (GO): nucleus; cyclin/CDK positive transcription elongation factor complex
Molecular function (GO): RNA polymerase II CTD heptapeptide repeat kinase activity; cyclin-dependent protein serine/threonine kinase activity; cyclin binding
Source: RefSeq, a predicted model, not a curated record
UGCGUGCGUGAACGAGCGCACACGCCUGUGUGUGUAUAUACCCGCGUGGCUGUGUUGUGCGUGAUUGUAUAUAUUCAUGACGAUCGGCCUCGAAGUGUGAGGCACGUUCGAGAGCAAUAGCGUUAUUAUUUCUGACCGUUUUCAUCGAUAUCAGGGUGGAUCGUAGGAAGAUAUGACAUUAGGUGACAUGCCUCGAGAAGUUGAUCACAAUGGGAGAUUUCGCUCGCGCAGACGAGGCAGCACAAGUAGCGACGUAAACCGUCACAGCUUCGAGAACAGCGACAAAAGACACCGGAGACAUGGCAAAAGCAAGAGCUCUAGCAAGAAAAAGAAGAAACGUUCACGCGAUAAAUCCACGGAAAAUGUUCCGACCGUUGCAUCCUCCGUUGUUAAACCUUUGGUAGAAUACUCUGAUGUGAGUAGCGAAGAUUUGUCCGAGCCGGAAGCCGGCGAGAUACAAUCGGAGGAUAGCCGCGGCAAUAGUUACACGGACGGUGAAGUACCUGAGCCACUUCUUCAAAGGCGAUAUUAUGGUGGUAGUCCAGUUCGCACUACCAUCGCAGUGUCACCAAUCAGCUUGUCGCCGUCAUCGCCGCCGCUUCCACAUCGACACUCGAGCAGGCAUUACUCGCCAAAUGAACAAUCAGCGACAAUGCACGCGUCCGAAUAUGAGGAAGAGCCGAGACGGUAUACUCGACGAAAGGAGAAGAAGCACAAGCGCGAGAAGAAGAAGAAGAAGAGCCUCAGUCCAUUAUCUAAUUCCAGCAAGAAGAAAAAGAGAAAGUCCAAGAGGCAUUCUCGUAGUAUAAGUCCGCAUGGAGGUGUGACAGUUGAUGAGGUCGCUAUAACUCCGGAGCGUGAAAAAGUUAGCGGCAAAUGGUCGGAUUCGCCGUUGCCUUUGAAGGAUAACAUGUCGCCGAUCUCGCCGGCGACGCCGCAUGAGCAAAGGUGUUUCAGCGACGUGGAGAUGGAGAUGUCGAGGCAGCCACGAAAUGUUACGCCGCCUCCUCUACCAUCGAUGCGACAGACGGAAUCGCCGCAUACUCCGCUGCUACCGCCACGCGCUACGACGCCGGAGUGUAAAGCUUCGUUGAAACACAGUCCCGACCGUGGACGGGAUAAACAUAGUCCUAACCUACACGUACGACGUAGCAGUGUCAGCCCAGGAGCAUCUGCGCCACUUGGUUCUGGUCGCAGAAGGCCUCACAGCCCGAGCCCGCCGUCGAGACGAAGAGAACACAGCCCGUCACGGAAAAGAGACUUCAGUCCUGUUCCAGCGCUUCACACUAGACUCAGGCAUAGUCCAAGUCCUGCCACAGUCAGACGACGCGAAUUCAGCCCGAGUCCUGUGAGUCACAGGCGACGAACAGAGACGACCACUUCUCCACCGUCUAAACGGAGGAGACGAGAGGACUCUGAUCGACGUCAUAGACAUCACGAGAAGGAUAGGAGAGAUAAGCGAAAAUCGAGAUCCACUAGAAGUCCUACCAGUAGCAGGUUACAUGUACCUCUUUCCCGAUCACGAUCUCGUAGUCCUGGUAGAUGGCGAAAGCAGUCUCGUUCAAGGUCACAUUCACGCAGAAGAAGUCGUACCCCGAAGAAAUCGCAUUCACCCAGCAAAACCCACAAGUCGACAAGGAAACAUAAGUCAAAGAGCCCACGUCCGAGAAUACCUUCUCCUUCCCCUCACAGGUCCAGAGCCAGAAGUCCGUCGAGCAUCACCGCCCGAAAUCUCAGAGUACAAGCGAAAAUCAGUGAGACUAGCCUAUUCGCGGAGCUUGUGAAGGACCGGAACAUGAGGGAACUUGCAUACAAGAAAUUGCAAGCCGCGAAGGAGAAGGCCGUUACCCAAGACGAUGUGCAGAUCAUAGAGGGCCUUGAGGAGAAAGACAGCAGUAACGUGUCUAUAGAAAACAAGGCUUCCACUGAUAGCAAGGACAAACCGGUGAAUCACAAGGACCAGCUCGUUCAGCUCGGCAGUGAAGACACGGCAGUCAAGUCUGUCGACGUCGUCGACAUUCCCGUGCCGAUAAGCGAUGACAAUAGUCUGGCUGGCAAAACGCCGCCGUUACCAGUCAGCCAGCCAGCCAUACCGCCGGCCCCGACAACUGCGUUAAAUUUGACUUCCAACGUGAUUGUACAUACCUCGCCCACCACCUCGUCUGCGGUAGCUAACAAUUGCCCGAUCGCACCCUCCCAUAGUCCAAACUUCCCGGCGCACACGGGUGUACAACCGCCGCCGCCACCACCACUGCCGCAAUCCGAGCUCGCGUCGACAGUAUUGCCACCAGUAUCUGUACCUGUGCCGGCUAUGUCGGUGCCAAUUCCACCGGCACCAGUUCUACCGAACAUGUCUGUUCCACCACCGCCUAUCCCGAUUCCUGUGCCGGCGCCGAAUACGAUCAUGUCCAAGUUCAAUGCUCCCAACAAUCUGGUGCCUCUCAAAUCAGUGGACCCGCCCAAGCCUCCGAUAGUAGCCUUUAAGACGAAAAGCUUGUCGAGGUUGCCGUUACCACCUGGAAUCAAUCAGAACGACUUGGAGAGCAUCGAUUCUCCGCCGAGUCGUUCUCCUAGUCCGCCUAGUAAAAUGCAAAUGAAGCUCCCAACUUCGACGUCGAAGCUGCCGCAGAAGAAGAGCAUCAAGGAUCUGCCGAUGCCACCAGUCGUGCCUGGAUCAGAAGAUCUAAGCGGCGAGGACGAUCCAAACGCAACUCCACCGCGCUUGAAGAUGGAACGAAUGGCACCGAAGCCGAAACUGAAGAGACCAAAAAUACUGAAGCGACGUGGCUCACGAAACUGUCAUACUCCCACAUCAGCCUCCGGUGGCAAGGAUUGGGGUGAACGCUGUGUGGAUGUAUUCGAGUUUAUCACACAGAUCGGAGAGGGUACUUACGGACAAGUAUACAAAGCGCGAGAUAAGCGGUCCAGCGUGCUUGUAGCUUUGAAGAAAGUCCGGUUGGAAAAUGAGAAAGAGGGCUUCCCUAUUACGGCGGUUAGAGAAAUCAAGAUUCUACGUCAACUAAAUCACAAAAACAUCGUUAAUCUUAGGGAAGUUGUCACUGAUAAGCAAGAUGCACUGGACUUCCGAAAGGAUAAAGGUUCCUUUUAUUUAGUUUUUGAAUACAUGGACCACGAUCUAAUGGGUCUUUUGGAGUCUGGUAUGGUGGAUUUUAACGAGAUGAAUAACGCCAGUAUUAUGAAACAGUUGCUAGAUGGUUUAAAUUACUGCCACAGCAAGAAUUUUCUGCACAGAGACAUUAAAUGCUCGAACAUACUGAUGAAUAACAAAGGCGAAGUUAAACUGGCUGAUUUUGGGUUGGCGCGUCUUUAUAACGCGGAGGACCGACAAAGACCAUAUACUAACAAGGUGAUUACUCUGUGGUAUAGACCUCCUGAACUGUUGUUGGGAGAGGAACGUUACGGACCUGCAAUCGAUGUAUGGAGUUGCGGAUGUAUAUUAGGAGAGUUGUUUUGGAAGAAGCCUUUAUUCCAGGCCAAUGUAGAUAUGAUGCAGCUGGAAUUGAUUUCGAGAGUUUGUGGUACACCUACUCCAGCUGUUUGGCCUUCUGUGAUAAAAUUGCCACAUUGGCAUACACUUAAGCCAAAAAAGUCACAUAGAAGACGUUUGAGGGAGGAUUUCUCAUUUAUGCCAGGCCCAGCUUUAGAUCUCCUGGAUAAAAUGUUGGAAUUAGAUCCCGAGAAGCGAAUAACAGCAGCGGACGCACUCAAAAGUGCUUGGCUGAAGAACGUUCAACCUGAACAAAUGCCAGCGCCGCAGCUUCCUACCUGGCAGGAUUGUCAUGAACUUUGGUGGAAAAAGCGAAAACGCUUGUUAAAGGAACAACAAGAUAACGCUACCACUAAGAUGCCUCUUCUUCCGUUCCCAAAUAAAGGAGGCCCUCACAAGGAUGAUCUAUCAGAUGUCGGGGGGUAAUCGUAUCUCCAAAGAAGCCAUCCAACAGGCAACAUACGGAAAUUACUUGGAAAAUAUUACUUGUUUACCAGUGUGCUUGAUGUUCUCUAAUAUAUAUAUACAUACAUAUAUAUAUAUAUAUAUAUAUAUAUUUAAAGUAAUAAUAAAAUGUAUGUUACUUUUUCUACUUAUUCCACAAGUGCUUUUAUACGUUUAGCGUGCUUCGUUAUUUAUUAUUUCUCGUAGAAAUAAACGUGAUUUGUUAUGUUACAUUCUUUGAUAUAUAAAUAUAGAACCACUGAUAAUAUAGAUAGAACUUCUGAUAAUAUAACAAGUACAACAACCGAGUAAAUAGCAUAAUGGAUACUAAAACAGUUUGUUCUAUUUGAAGUAAUAAAUUAAUAUUUUUAAUAUAGGUAGAACUUUUUCAAAAAGAAGUUGGGCAAGAUUAUACAGUAUAUAUUUAUGAUAUACAAUAUAUAUCAUGUACUUGCACAUUCAUGCAUUUCUAUUAUAUUUCAUUAGUAUUUAUGCACAGAAAUAUUUUUUUAUAUACCAGCUUCUUUUUGUAUUGUACAAUCAUAAAGUUGCUCCUUUUUUUUAACAAUAAAAAUUAUCUUAGUGUUUUAUGUAUUAAAAUUUAUUGCGUCUUCUGAUACAAUUACAUGACAAUAUUUGUAAAUUUUUCUCUACAUUUCUCUUAUGGAAGAGUAUAGCAAUUAGGUGUUUAUGAAAGAAUUAAAAAAAAUUAUUAGGAAAAUAAUGAAGCCUUAAUCUUUAUAUAAUGUUUGCAAAUGUUUAUAAAGCCUUUGAUGUAUCAGUAAAAGGCGGUAUAAUGUGACAAUCUCUUCGUGCUAUAAAUAUAAAUUCAUAUCUUACAAAUAUGCCAUGUGUUACAAAUUUAAAGGAAAUUUGAAAAAAAGAACGCCUUUAUAAGAAAUAUCUUAUGUUUGUUUUAUGUAUAUAUGUAGCACACUUGUAUUAUACUUGUAGCUGAAGAAAUGCAGAAGAAAGUGCAUUAUAAUGGGAAGUAUAUUCAUAAUCAAGUUAUGUUUGUGUACAAAUAUGUUUAUACAAAAUAGUGUAAAGAAGAAAUACUUUAAAAAAUAUAGUGUUUAAAAAAUA